Messenger RNA from Danaus chrysippus (African queen), 1620 nucleotides. Lineage: Eukaryota; Metazoa; Arthropoda; Insecta; Lepidoptera; Nymphalidae. The record is from the annotation of a GenBank genome assembly.
AUGGCCAAAGACAUAGGAUUGGACUCUAUCCUCCAAGAAUUGGGUGCUUUUGGUAGAUAUAACAUAGUGAACUAUGCAAUUUUGCUGUUUCCAGUCUUUUUGGCUGGGAUGUAUGGUUCAAUUUAUAUAUUCGAAGCCCCCGAUAUAGAUUACAGAUGCAAGAUAGAACAAUGCGAAGACGUGAACAAUACUUCCUGGCUCUCACACGCAAUACCAAAAGAAAAAGACGUUCUGUCCAAGUGUUUGAGAUACAAACAUAUUAACAACUACACCUGCAAUAUCGAUAGUUUUAAUACAUCUAUCACAGAAAUCUGCGAAGAAUAUGUGUACAGCAAUGAGAAUUCAGCUGUUAAAGAUUUCGACCUUGGUUGCCAAAACUGGAAGAGGACUCUGAUAGGGACUGUUCACAAUGCAGGUCUCUUCCUAUCGCUUCCACUUACAGGGUAUAUAUCAGAUAGAUUUGGCAGAAAACUGGCGCUAUCAAUUGCAUCACUCAUGAAUGGUACCUUCGGUUUCCUAAGAUCAUUUUCAACGAAUUACGUUAUGAUGCUCGUGUUUGAGUUCCUGGAAGCAGGUUUAGGAGCUGGUGCAUAUAGCACGGCGUUUGUUCUUGCCAUGGAAUUAGUAGGUCCAAAGGGUCGAGUUUUCGGAAAUACCGUCAUAAAUGCUGUUUAUGUGUCGGGUUUGAUGACAUUGGCAGCUUUAUCAUGGUGGCUUCAAAAUUGGAGGCAUCUGUUGAGAAUAAUUUACCUUCCAGCUGUAUUAGUCAUUUCGUACAUUUGGAUUUUGAAUGAAAGUAUACGAUGGUUGCUUAGCAAAGGACGCAAUGAGGAGGCAAUCGAUAUUUUAAAGAAAGCUGCUAAAAUGAAUAAAGUACAAUUAUCAGACGAAACGCUGACUCCACUGUAUGAAUUAGAAAAACUAAAUGAAGACCAAGAAAACGAGAAGCAAAAAGACGAUAUAACAAGUCAUGUAGAAGAGAAGACUUCCAAUUUUGUGAAAGUAGUAAGAUCUAGUGUUAUGAGAAAACGGUUGGCUAUAUGUUCGUUUCUGUGGAUAACAUGUACUUUUGUUUACUACGGCCUCUCCAUUAACUCUGUGUCAUUAGGUGGUAAUAAAUAUAUUAACUUCAUGCUGGUCGCAUUUGCUGAGAUACCAGCGAACAUUGUGUGUUUCUUGGUGUUAGACAGAUUUGGAAGAAAAAAAGUGCUAAUAAUAACUUACGUGUUGAGUGCUUGUUUGUGUAUCGGAUUGUCUUUUCUGCCAAAAGAUCAGAAAUGGUUGUCUCUCGUACUGUAUUUAUCUGGUAAGUUUUCCAUAACGGUGUCAUACAGUUCAGUCUACAUCUACGUAUCAGAAGUGUUCCCAACUAGCGUGAGACAAUCUCUUCUGGCUGUAUGCUCGUCGCUUGGAAGGGUCGGAUCAACUUUAGCACCGCUGACGCCUUUACUUACGUUAUACUAUCACAAUCUCCCGGCGAUUUUCUUCGGAUCCAUGGCAUUAGCUGCAAGUUUAUUGGUGUUCACACUACCAGAGACGAUAAACGUUGCUUUGCCAGACACUAUAGAAGAAGCCGAGAUGAUAUCCAAGAGGAAACAUACGAAUGUUAACAAAAGAUAA